AUGAAGUUCUCUCUCAUCGCCGUCGGCUUCGCCACCCUCGCUGCCGCCGCGCCCCUUGCCGCCCGUCAGAACAACGUCUUCUCCACCCAGACCUACGACGAGCUCUCCAUCAGCGGCGGCGUCGCCGGCAAUGCGAAGCAGGAGGCCCUCCAGAAGCUCUCCGGCCUCCCCACCGACCUGACCAAGGUCAGCAAGGCCGACAUCAAAUUCCUCAACAGCGUCAACCAGAUCGCCAACGACGCCGAGACGGAGGCCUUCAACCCCGCCAUCAAGGCCGCCACCGGCAAUGCGGCCGACGCUCUUCAGUGCGGCAAGAUCAAGAACAAGGUCCUCAAGCUCACCGCCACCGUGCUGAAGCUGCAGGCUCAGCAGGCCCAGGGCGACAACGUCGCCUCUAAGCUGGCCACCGAGCAGAAGAAGCUCGACAACAACAUCAAGCUGGACACGGCUGAGGCUGGUAACGCCUGCACCGCCCUCAAGUUCGACGCCACCACCGCAUAA
Messenger RNA from Colletotrichum graminicola M1.001, 501 nucleotides. RefSeq lists its product as uncharacterized. The transcript has 2 exons. The coding region runs from base 1 to 501 and encodes 166 amino acids. The record is from RefSeq and is a predicted model, not a curated record. NCBI's taxonomy places the organism in Eukaryota, Fungi, Ascomycota, Sordariomycetes, Glomerellales, Glomerellaceae.